Messenger RNA from Knipowitschia caucasica, 624 nucleotides. The record is from the annotation of a GenBank genome assembly. Lineage: Eukaryota; Metazoa; Chordata; Actinopteri; Gobiiformes; Gobiidae.
AUGACCACAGCUGCACCGCCACGCCCACAGCUGCACCGCCACGCCCACAGCUGCACCGCCACGCCCACAUCUGCACCGCCACGCCCACAGCUGCACCGCCACGCCCACAGCUGCACCGCCACGCCCACAGCUGCACCGCCACGCCCACAGCUGCACCGCCACGCCCACAUCUGCACCGCCACGCCCACAGCUGCACCGCCACGCCUACUGCCAUUCUUCCACAUCCAGACGUGCCGCGCCCUGAUGGUGAUCUCCGUGUUACUGGGCUUCAUGGGAAUCAUCAUCAGUGUGGUGGGAAUGAAGUGUACGAAGGUGGGCGACGACAACCCCACCACCAAGACACGCAUCGCUGUCACCGGAGGAGCCCUGUUUCUGCUGGCAGGUCUCUGCACGCUGGUGUCCGUGUCCUGGUACGCCACGCAGGUGUCUUAUCAGUUCUUUAACCCCAACACUCCGGCCAACGCCAGGUACGAGUUUGGGUCGGCCCUGUUCGUGGGCUGGGCGGCGGCCAGUCUGACCAUCCUGGGCGGCUCCCUGCUCUGCUGCUCCUGCUCCAAAGAAGAAAUGCGAGGGCAGCAAUACUAUCGCCAAUCACAGCCCUCCACCACCAGGGAGUACGUGUAG